AUGUGUGUGCUGGAGAAGAAGAUGACUAAGGAAAAUGUCAGCGGAGUUGGUGGAAGGUUUGAGUGGGUGGAUAGUCAGUUUGUGCGUGCUCUUCAAUCAGGCGACUGGCUGCUUAUUGACAAUGUUAACUUCUGCAGCCCCUCUGUCUUAGACCGCUUGAAUGCCCUACUGGAGCCUAAUGGGGUUCUCAGCAUCAAUGAAAGGGGGGUAUUAGAUGGGGAGGUCCCCACCAUUGUCCCACACCCAGAUUUCAGAUUGAUUCUUGCCAUGGAUCCCAAGCAUGGGGAGAUUUCCAGAGCUAUGAGGAACAGAGGGGUGGAGAUAUACAUUCUUGGAGAGGAGGAAGGGGCCUGUUAUGAUGACCAUGACAUCAAGACCAUGCUUCACGGUCUAGGCCUGGUGGGUAGAGUGCCCUGUGAUACCCUCAUGUCCAUCCAUACAGAGAUUAAAGAGAACACGUCCAGUUUUGACAGGCCAUCCAUCCUGAGUGUCCUGCAGGCAGCCUCACUGACUGUACAGAAUAUGGAGAGAGGGGUGGACCUGCAGGGGAGCCUGCUGUUGGCAUGUACUGAUGUGUAUGUCAGGUGUCAGAAGAACUUUGAAGAUAGACAGAGAGCCAGAGAUCUUAUUUCUGCUCAUGUCAUUGCCCUUGAUUUGCUAAAGAUAGAGCAAAGGGAGCAACGGUCAGCUCUGCUAGAGGCAGGAGUUUGGCCUAAUCAGGUGAUGGAUUCACUCAUCUGCUGCCAAGAUGCUACCAUGGCGAUGGUGCUGAGGGAUGGGGCUGUCUUGGCUAGCAUACUCAACCAUAUUUCAACUGCCACUGUUCAGUUUAGAAAAGACACACCAUUGGCAUUCAGUGAGCUUGUCACAUCAAGCCAGCCCCUUGCUGUAAGCCACCAAGAGAGCCUUCCUCUCCUGAGACCUGCCAUACAAGUGUUCUUGGAACUUUCAUCACAGAAUGACUGGAAGAUGAGAUUAGAUUGGCUGCAGUGGUUUAUGGCCAAUCGGUUUCCAAGUGGGAAAACAAAAGGAAGCGAACUUGGAAUUGCAGCCCAUUUGCUGGAGAUUGCUGCCAAGGGAAUCCAUGCUCUUCACACUCACCCAUUAUCUGAUGUAUUGAGGAAACAGCUGACAGAGCUGUUUAGGGUGCAAAAAGAAUUGGAAGCGUUAAGUGGUGACCAGCCCCUGGACCUGAGAUGGAACGGACAGCUGGUCCACAAGUUGUGCAUGGCCCAGGGCAGAAAAGAACAGAUACAUCAUUUCUCACAAUUUCUACAGACGCUGAAUUCCCAGUGGAAUAAAUUGUAUGUCCUUUGUCACCUAGCACAACAGCAGGUUCUGGAUUAUGACGAUGUCACAAGGGUUCCAUCACAGAAAGCAGUCUGCCCACUCCAGAUAUCUCUAGCUGUAUUUAAUGGAAGGCAAGAUGCUAACUCUGUCCCCCACCCUGUGCUAUUACAUUUAGCACCAUUCCUGAAUGUGUUAGAUGAGAUGUUGAAGCAGCUGAUUGCUUCUCUGACACAAUUGACUGAUGACCACUUCCAAAAGGUUUGGGUUUCAUUGUUGUGGCACUCACGUUUCAUCCAAGCUUGCAAAAUGAGUUACAAGAAGAUGGAUACCAUGUUGGCUCAGCUGUCGUUACAUUGGGGAUGGCUAUGUGAGAAAACACUGUUUCAGUUGUUUGGACAAAACAAUAUUCCAGCAGAAUUAAAGGCUGUGACAGGAAGGCUAGAUGACAUCCUAAGCAUGGACAACCAGGCCAGCAAAGUCCAGCAGAAGAUCAGAAGGCAAGAUGCUAACUCUGUCCCCCACCCUGUGCUAUUACAUUUAGCACCAUUCCUGAAUGUGUUAGAUGAGAUGUUGAAGCAGCUGAUUGCUUCUCUGACACAAUUGACUGAUGACCACUUCCAAAAGGUUUGGGUUUCAUUGUUGUGGCACUCACGUUUCAUCCAAGCUUGCAAAAUGAGUUACAAGAAGAUGGAUACCAUGUUGGCUCAGCUGUCGUUACAUUGGGGAUGGCUAUGUGAGAAAACACUGUUUCAGUUGUUUGGACAAAACAAUAUUCCAGCAGAAUUAAAGGCUGUGACAGGAAGGCUAGAUGACAUCCUAAGCAUGGACAACCAGGCCAGCAAAGUCCAGCAGAAGAUCAGUAAGGUCUUUGGCUGCCCUAGACCUUUUAAAUCUGAAGAAGCAGCAAGGGCUGUGUUGUCUGUGGAGGCCAUAAGCAGAGCACUCAGUUUAAACACAGGAGUGCAACUUGGAGAUGUUGGAGAAAAAGAGAAGAGGAUUGCCUGUUAUCUGUGCCAGUAUGGAGAACCUGUGAGGCAUAAGUUGGUGCAGCUGAUGUCUGAUCUUUAUUGCCAAUCCGAGGAUGCUGAUUUGGAAACUUUCAAUAAAGCCAUUGCAGAGCUGGAAGUGGAAUUGACAAAGCACAGUUUAUAUACUCCACACUCCAGCUCUAUGGAAUUGGACACACCGCUGGAACCAUUGGCAUUCAAAGCUGACAGUCUUCUCACCAAGAUAGCAAUGUGGCCAGUGUGUUUGUAUUUUGAACUCCUACAGGAGCAGAAGAUAUUGUUAAAUUUGACCACUGGAGGGAACAAAGGAGAAAUACAAACCUUCAUAGAAUAUUGCCUGACAUUUUUACCAGCGGAAGCCAACCAUAUUGCACCAUAUGCCCUGUUUCUACGUGAAGGCCAAAAGGAUGACUUGUUCUUGGAAUUAAGAAGUCAAAUGUGUCUGCAGUUGAUGAAGCAAAAGAUGACCAGUUUUGAUCACAUGGUACAGAGGUUGAUACAGAUGUCAGGGGCUGGAGCUGAUAUUGAAGAGACAGAAAUUAGACAGGUGGUCCACGGAAGCUCAUGUGUUCCAUCAUUGAGCCUCUCUGUCUUCAGACUGGUGUUAGGGGAUGACCUGGGCCAUUCAGGGGCCAGUGGAACCGAGAUGUCGGCCAUAUUGAUUCCUGCCACUGCUGGGCAGUCUCAGGAGAAAGUGGCCCAACUGAGGUUACUUUCCAGACAGCUGUGGGUACAUGCAGCAAAUGUAGCCACAGAGGACUGGGACAGAGGUUGUCUUGAUAACAAGUGUUUGACCUCAUCACUGAAGAUGAUUCUAAAGUGUCUGACUUCUCUGUCAUCUGGUGAUCACCACAGUUAUCUUGAAGAUGCCAUUUUUGAAGUUUUCAAGGAUGACAUCAAAGAAAUAAACAAGGAAGCAGCAUUGUCUGUAAUCAAGGACCUGAAUGCACAACAAGUUUUGCCAGACUCAGUCUUGAAGUUGGUGGAAGAUCUUACCAAAAGAUUUGUUGUAGAGAAGGAGAGACGUGUCCAUGCCAAAGAAUCAUAUCUUAUGCAGGAUUGUGGCAAUGCCGUUUAUACUGCUGUCACACAAUUCAUGGACUCAGAUGAAGAGUUUUCCUGUUCUUGUACUCUGGCUUAUGUUGGCUUGUUACAAGUUUUUCUAUUGGCUCCCCAGGGACCUGUAGAUCCCAUAGAAAAGCAAGCCAUUAAGUUACGGUACAUAGGAGAAGAGCUUGAUGAAAUUGGCGCUGAGGUGAGGGUGAGAAAGUGGAACCAUGAACUGCAGACCGGCUUAUCAUGGGAUGUGAAAUCAGUAGCACACCAACAUCCCAGGUUAAGAUAUCUGGCUGAGAGAGGAGACUUACUGAGGAACAAGGCAGAUAAAUUAAGAGAGAGGAUUGCCACAAGACCUACUCCUUCACAGUUCCCAGUCCUGCUCCAAGAUGUCAGGCAAUUUCUACAAAGUGUCUGCUCAGUAGAGAAGGUCACCUCCAUGUUGAACAAGCUUCAGGUCUGCUGGAGCAGCACACAGUCUUCCGACAAGGAACUGCAAGAAAUGAAAAGAUGUCUGAGGGAAGUGGGAGCUUGGCAAGCCACUGCCUGGCACUUUGUGCAUAGGAUGGAGGAGCAGUAUCCAUUGUACAGGGACCUACUGGGACCCUUCCUAGCGGGAGUAGCUCAGGUGGUAUGUGGCCUGAGGAGGAUGUGUGACAUGGUUGACAUGAAAGAGAAUAGACUGACAUUGCUCCCAAAACUGGACUGGAGGACACCGUACUUAGAAAAUCUUAUUCUAAGCCUCUGUAGAUUCCCAUUCAUCACUGAACACUUUCCAAGUUCACUCCAUGUGGCCCAGCAUCUCCUGAAAGACAUAAACAUGGCUGUAGUACAGACACUGUCAAAUAGGUCAACUGAUGAUAAAUCUGCUUCUAAUCUUAGUCUCCAGGCUAACUUACUGAAGUGCUGUUUGCUACAUCUUCAAAACUAUGCCCUGGUGUCUGGACAGUUGGACAGCAAAGUACUGUACACACUGUCCAAGGUUCUCCAUCAUUUUGUAACAUCAUGGAGAGAAGCGGAAGAGAGAAAGAAACAGAAGGAACUGGAAGAAGCAAGUCUUUACAGGUAUAAGCCCACAUCUCAUGGUGAUGAACUGACAGAGGAAGAAAGAGAAGAACUGGACUUUAAGCAGUCAUUCCCUCAGUUUGAUAAGGAUUUUGAAGACGUCAGUAUUGGGUUCACCCUGGAAAGUAAACUGGAGCCGGAAACAUCCCAGCAGCCAUCUGAUGAAGCUGACAGCACAGGUGUGACUGACACAACUCUCACUGAGCAGGAAAUGGCUGAAAUCUGCAGACUACAUAGUUAUUUGUUCUCCACUCUCACCACUACUGACUGGUUACCUGACCGUCGUAAAGAUGCUAGGAAAAGUGUGAAUUAUGUGGAUGCCAUGUUGCCUGGUUAUAGAGCAGCUAAGGAUCUGUGUUGUAGUAGCAGCAAAGCCUUGGAUGGCAGUAUUGACCAGAAUCUCAUUGGAGCACAUUUACUUGCCAGUGGUCAUCUUCAAACCACAAUUAAGGGUGAUUCUGUCAUGGAAGCAGACCCACUAUUGAGCAGGGCUGACAAACCGUAUGAUAUCUAUCACGACUCUAAUGUCCCAGAGGUUAUCCAGUGCAGGCCUGUACUAGAGAGGUUUACUGCUGGAGUUAAAGCACUGCUGAAGGACUGGCCUGACCAUCCAACACUGAAACAGAUCCUGCUGGUCAUAGACCGCCUACUGUCCUUCCCUGUCACCAGUGCUCUGAUGAAGUUUGUAACUGGACUGGAAGUUUUGGUGCAGAAAGCACAGGAGUGGGAGUCCAAUGCAGCCCGCCAUGUUUCGCUGAUAAGCCAUAUUGAAGAGGUCACAGCUCUUGUCAUACAAUGGAGGAAACUGGAGUUGAAAUGUUGGAGUUCUUGCCUGCAUACAGUGAUGUGGAAAGUAGAGGAGAAGACAUCAAGAUGGUGGUUUCACAUUUACCAGCUUAUUGAAGCCUUCCUGAGUCCUGAUGAAGAGAAACAAAGCACAGAAGAUGGAUGUGAGUUUCAAAAGUCACUGCAGCAGUUCCUGGAAUCAGGCAUUCUUGGAGAUUACAAGGCCAGGUUGAACCUGUUGUAUGCCUUCCACUGCCAGGUUGCUAACAUGGACAGAACUCCUCAGCAAGAGCUUGUGUUAAAUCUGCUGUGGAAUGUAUACCAGUAUUACUCUCAAUUCUUGCCUAAUGUGGAAAGACAUCUGGCUCAGCUCAGGGCUCCUAUUGAGAGAGACCUCAAGGGUUUUGUUAAGAUUGCUAGAUGGAAUGACAGCAACUUUUGGGCAAUGAAGCAGGCAGCAGAGAAGACCNAUCAGCAUUCUCAAUUUCAACAAGUUGGCUGUAUUUUGGUUUUUCAGUAUUCCAGCAGAAUUAAAGGCUGUGACAGGAAGGCUAGAUGA
Messenger RNA from Lingula anatina, 5763 nucleotides. Its product is annotated as midasin-like. Gene Ontology annotation, cellular component: preribosome, large subunit precursor; nucleus. Gene Ontology annotation, molecular function: ATP hydrolysis activity; ATP binding. Gene Ontology annotation, biological process: ribosomal large subunit export from nucleus; ribosomal large subunit assembly. The record is from RefSeq and is a predicted model, not a curated record. NCBI's taxonomy places the organism in Eukaryota, Metazoa, Brachiopoda, Lingulata, Lingulida, Lingulidae.